GAUUAGUUGGAGAAAGCGCUAGUGAAUGCAUAUAUCUAAAAGGAGUGUCUAAAUGGAACAAUUCACUUCCCAGCUGUAAUCCCGUAGAGUGUAGAUAUAUGAAAGUCAAUUCUGGAAUAAGAAUAAAAGGAACAGGAGAACCGAAUGUCUAUGGCAAGAUUAUUGGAUAUGAAUGCCUGAAGUCUGGCUACGUCCUGAUUGGAAGUGCCACUAGUCGAUGUGAUGAGACUGGCAACUGGAACCCUGGGAGCCCCUUUUGUGUAAAAAAAGCUGCUUGUGAAUAUCCAGGUCCACUGACAAAUGGUAUAGUUCAAGAAGAACAGAAAGAGUACAAGAUUGACUCAGAAGUUACAUAUUAUUGUAAUCCAGGGUUUACAUUAGUUGGAGAAAGAACUAGCAAGUGUGUGUUUCAAGAAAAAGAGAUGAAAUGGAGCACUUCACUUCCCAGCUGUGAAUCGGGAAAGUGUAAAAAUCCAGAAGUCAGACACGGAAUAAGGUUAACGGGAUUAGACUCAUUUCAUGCAUAUGGCCAGACUGUUACAUAUGAAUGCAAAAUUGGGUACUAUAUGGUUGGAAGUUACAUUAGUCGAUGUGAAGAGAACGGUACCUGGUACCCUAAGAUACCAACUUGUGAAAAAAUUAGUCCAGAAGUAUGUGGUGCUCCAUUCAUUGUAAAUGGAACAGUACAGAUGUUGCUAUCUACAUACGUGAUUGGAAUGGGUAUCACUAUAAUCUGCAAUGAGGAUAAUUCUUUUCUGGACGACACAACGGAGAUGACUACAGAAUGCCUAGGCUACAAUGUGUGGGAUCCUCCUGUGAAACCUUGUUUGUCUACGACAUCACCUGACAUAUCUCCACUGACGAUUUAUAAUGGUGCAAUCAUAGAGGGAAAGAAAAGACACUAUCGGCCUGGAGAUAGUGUUGUUGUUUCAUGUAAUGCUGGCUAUACAUUAAUAGGGCCAUCUACCAUACGCUACAUUGGGGGAAAAAAGUGGACACCUUAUAUGCCAACCUGUUCUCUGAAUUUUCUCCUUGUGAUGCUGAUAAUUGGUAUGUAUGUAUUGCAAAAACAACAAAGACUAUUGUGGCACUUUUAGUGCAUUAGCUUUGUCAGCAUUUCCUAUUUUAAACC
This is a messenger RNA of Anolis sagrei ordinatus, 1132 nucleotides long. NCBI's taxonomy places the organism in Eukaryota, Metazoa, Chordata, Lepidosauria, Squamata, Anolidae. The record is from RefSeq and is a predicted model, not a curated record.